CAUCACUGAGCAUUAGUGCAUGCAUCCAUUCCAGAGCAGCAGAGGUUUUCAUUCGAUCCUGGCCGCUAUACCUGAAGAGCGCGACAUAACAGGGCAAUGAUCUCACUGGACUUCAAUUUUAAUGUUUUGACAAGGGACCUGUCACUUUAUCUGGAAAAUCAAGUGAAAGUUGGGCUUUUUGGAUCUGGAGUACUGUCACUGGUACUCGGCUUCAGCGCAGCUUAUGCCUACUACUACUUGAUCUCUGUCGCGAAGGUAGGGGUCACAGAGGCUGCUUAGAAGAAUCCUUAUUUAAUAGAAAUGGAUACAUUGUAACUGACAAUUGUCUUAUUAAAAGGUGGCAUAACGGUUAUUAUGAUGGAGGAUAUCGCUGGCGCUUUUUGCGCAUCAAACCGGCUCAGCAGCUAGAUGGUUUGCUGAGGAGGCUGAUACUGCCCAUGUGAUAUGACAUCUUUCAAUAAAAUGGUGUCGUAUUUUCUUUAGACUAAAUGUGAAAUUUCAAGAUUUGUACAAGGCCUACAGAUAUACAAAUGUUAAAUUGCCGUUUAGGCUGCAUAUAUUUUAUCGUGAGUCCUUAUUGUAAACCUGAAAAGGCAGUAAUGUAGACUGGGUGUAGACUAUUGUUAUACAAGCUGUCAAACAUCUUUAUGCAGUGUAGCCUACUGCAUAUUCACAAAUGAAUGUUUUUACCGAUAUUCGUUUUCCCGAAUAAUUAAACACAUAGGCCUAGGCUACAUAACAUUGGGCUAAUGUUAGAUUAUAUAAAUACAUAUUAGUAGGGGUCAUGCAUUCUAUUCUUCAUUAUACCUAAAUUCAGAGAUUAAAUGUCUCUAUGCUCUGACAGGACAGAUGUGUUUGAUUUGAUAUUGUGGUGACCUCAUAUAAUCCCAGUUACAACACAGCCUACUGUCAUUGUGUUCUCAUUACCAAUCUCCUUCCUUUCCAUCACUAGUGACUGCAGAAUGUCUCUAUAACUCACCAUAACAUUUCAUAUUUUCUGACACUUUACACAGUCCUCUAGACUAAAAGUAGAGCAAUAUAAACUUGAGAUUCCAGUCUUGAUAGUGCAUUACAAUUACACUAUAGUUGUGGAGAUCCUUCAUUUUGAAUGUUAUACACCAAGGUUGCACCAGUAGCAAAUAAACCAUAUGGAACAAUGAAAUAUGACUUAUGUUGACAUGUCAUUUAUGAAAGUGCAAGACAGAGAAUUCGAUAUCACAUGAUUUCAGUGAAGAGGCUGCACUAUAUGGGUACUGUAAGAGAGGGGUUGUGUAGAUGGUGAAUGAUGAUGAAGUAUAAGAACUGUUUUCAAGAGAUUGUCAUCAGUAGUAUACAUUUUGUCCUUUAAAUUGGGAUAAGCACAAACAUUUAUCUUUCCCUUGCCACAGAUGGGAUAAAAACCAGAUGAUGUUUGAAAUAGUUUCACCUAAAAUAGUUUAAAUCAUGAAUGAAAAAAUAUUUGAGUCUUGAAAAGUAUGUGAUCUAUCCUUUCAACCCUCAUGGUCCAUAUUUCUUUCUCUAAACAAGCUAUUAGGCUAAUGUCAUAAUUGGAAAGCCACAUCACUGACUUACACUGUUCAUGUCUUGUAUUGCAGAAGCCCCAACUGAUUUCUGGUGGUAAGAAAUUCUACCAGUUCCUGCGGGACCAAUGUCCCGUGGUGUCAGAGACCUACUACCCCACCUUCUGGUGCUGGGAGAGCCGGAUCCAGACGCUGCUUAGGCCCUUCGUCACGGCUAAACCGGGUGUCAGCUACAGAAAGUAAGACUUUUAUAGGAUCAGAUGUGAUGGUAGUAGUGUUAUUGUAUAAACACUAUAAUACAUCGCAUCUCUGUACACUGUUGAAACACCUAUCUAAAAAUGAACAGAUAUUGCUGAGAAGAUCUUCAGCAUGUGAAGGGGGAGGGUUUCCCUGGUGUGAUUGUGAAAUGAAACUGGGUGAACUGGAAUUAAACUGGAGAAAUGGGUUUAAACUCAUGGCGUUUAUAUCUCAUAAGAGAUAAGCCUGUUGCAUGGUGUUGGUUUCAAAAUACACCUCUACAUUAUACAUGUCCUGUUUACCAAAAAGAAUACUGUAAGUAUGUAUUUCAAAUAUUUUAAGAAUUGUUGGGUUCUGCUCAGACCUGCUCUUCCAUGUUCGCUCAAUGUAUGACAAAGUUCAAGGGUCACUUGGCUUAGUGACCAGUUAAUCCACUUCCUGCAGCAGACGUUACCCACUCAUCACCAGUUACCACCAGUAGCCAACACACUUGCUAUCCUUAGGCUAGGUAAUGUCCCAUGGUUAGUUAGUGCCCUGAGUUCUUUCUUGGCACGUGACCUAACAAGGAAAAACUCUGGGCCCUAGUUAAAGGCAGGACCGGAUUAGCGAACGGGCACGCAGGGCAUGUGCCCUGGGGCCCCGGACACCAAAUUGCAUAUGAACACGUCAUAAGCGAUGGCAAAAUAAUUUAGCUUUAAAACUGCAACAUUUUCUCUCAGCCUCAUGGCAAAAUGUGUAGAAUAGCUGGAAAUUAGCUUUAAAACGGCAACAUCUUCUCUCAUGACAACAUGUGUAGAAUAGUAUUAUAAAACUGCAAAUGUUUCUCUCUGCCCCAUGGUAAAAUGUGUUGAAAUGCAGGAAGUUAGCUGGGGGGCCUCCUGGAGGUAGGUGCUCCGGGACCGAAAUGCUUAGUCUGGGCCUGGUUAAAGGGUAUGGGAACUAAGGCCCUAUGUUUUUCCUGGUCAGGUCACAUGGUUGGUCAAGGUAAAAAAACAAAUGGUUCACCAUCAAACGCAAUUGGUCAGUUUCCACUGUAGACAGCAGCCAUUGCGACAUACAGUAAAGUAUUGGAAAAUUCCCUGCCGUAUUAGGAACAGGCUUUACCUUACUUCCACUUUUGAUUGCUUUAUUAUUAGGCUUUAAGGCUUUAAAACAGUUGGUUUGAUCAUCUAAGUACUGAAAUGUGCCCAUUCUUUGAUUCCUUUCAUUCAGGUUUAACAACGUGAAACAUAUUUCCUGCGUCUUGUUCUUAGCCAAGACUUAGCAGCAGAAAGGUGAAAAUAAUAUUUUGUGUAAUGGUAUAGGCUCAGGCCACCUGGGCUUCUUUAGUGCAUUCUGUUAGAGAUUAAUGGCCAGGGUGUCCCAGGCCUCCUGCAUUCAUUAGGUGGAUUUAAAUUAAUUAAAAGGGGUUGGAGGUAGUUAGUAUACAGUAUAUUCCACAGAACUGAAAUUAGUAGGAAAUAGCCUAGUGGUUCGAUCAGAUUUACUGUCCAAAUACAGUACCUAAUUGUUUUGUCAUCAUUCAAUCGGUUUUAUCAGUUACUGUAUUUGUGUAGGUUGUCUACUAAGGAGCAAUGUCAUCAUUGACUUCGAUGGCCAACCAAGAUGGAGAGUAGGCCUACUUCUGAAAUCAAUUGUCUUUACAACUAUUACUGAAAGUGGCACUAUAGGUAACUAACCACAGAAUGGGAUGUUAGUCUGGCUAUAGGCCGUCUAUCACUGUCCUGGCCAUGACAGCCAGUCUACUCAUGCAGUCAGUCAGACAUAUACGUAUAGUAUGUCAGUGUAGUAAAUGCUGACUUGUCUUGAUCUGAACCCAAUGACUCAGAAGAAUGCCCUAGUUCCUCAUGUCACUAUUUCUAUUGUUUAUUUGUAUUAUUAUUAUCUUGAUCUUUAACUCUGCAUUGUUGGAAAAGGACCCGUAAUUAAGCAUUUCACUGUCAGUCUACAUCUGUUGUUUACGAAGCAUGUGACAAAUAAAAUGUAUUUGAUUUUAUUUAGUGCCAAGGGCAUUCCACUUCCCUUAGCCUUUGUCUGACCGUUGUCCAAUAAAGCAGCUACAUGUUUCCCACAUCCCACAAUGCACCAUGGCAGCAGGCGGGUCUCACCUACCACCUGUCUCAGAUCAAAGCCAGUGUGUGCAUGUGUGUGCGUGUGUGUUUAGCCGAUGACAUUUGCGGGAGGUUAUUAGUCCUGAAGGAAGAGAAGACCUCUACUAUCCAGGGAUUAUCAUGUCUAUAAAAUAGUUCCCUGCAAUGUUCCCUGCACUGUUGGAUCUAGAAACAAGCAUUUCGCUGCACCUGCAAUAACAUCUGCAAAUCUGUGUAUGCGACCAAUAAACUUUUAUUUGAUUUGAAAGAGUUGUCCUCCUCUUCCUGUUCAGUGGAUCGUGCUCGCUCCCAAUUGGUGCAUGCCCUGACCAGCUGGCUCCAGAUUGGUGCAUGGCCCACGACCCCAGUGGCUGCCCCAGUCUGGCCUUUAAGUGCAUAUUUAAUGCUGGUGUGGUUCUGUAAUUUCAUUCCACUUCCAAUUAGACAGACAUACUGUACAUGGGCCGCAGGGCCAGCCACGUUGGUGUUGUCGCCUGGUUGCUCGUUUAGUGGGUUGGUGGCAUGAGAAGGAUUACAGUGGGAUUUGUUGACCUCAGCUGACGGUGUAGGCUUGUGGAAACUGGAAAUUGAUUCUCCAUAAGAAUCCACUGCUGCUGCAGCCAGCUACCCCCCCCCCCCCCCCCUCCCCCCUCCCUCCCUCCCCCUCUUCCUUGCCCUUCCCUGCUCCUGAGUAGCGUGGUCUUUUUUUCUGACUGUUCAUCCUCAGUUUUACAUGUGACCCAUAUCAGAUUUGUAGCCUCUGCAGUAGCACACAGAUGCAAAGCAAAUUUGAUGUCGCUGUUCCUUUACAUUUGGGGGUGGUUGUCGUGGUAAAGGGCAGGUCAUGUGCAAAAAAAUCACUUCAGAACAAAAAAAUAGGAUCUGAGCGUCCAGACUGAGGUCACAAAUGGAUCAUCCAAAUUAUAUCAGGAUUGAGAUCCACAUAUGGAUGUGGUAUAAAUCUGAAGUCAAAAGAUCAGCUUCCAUGUGUUUUUUGUUUUGUUUACACAUUAGGGAAAAUCUCAUAGGUAUCAGAUAUGACAAAUAAUUGGCAAAAGGUCUGAAUUGGGCUGCCUGUGUAAACGAAGCCUGAGAGGCUCCACUAGUGCCAGACUGCAUUCCCUUUGACAAAGGUAACGUUAGUGAAGGGUCCACACUGUAGUAAUCAUUGUACCUGCAACUGAAGGGAGAUAUUUGUGUAAAGAACAAUGCAUUUUUGCAAUGUCUUGAUUUGAGGUUUGGUUAGAAAGCAAUAUCAUGUGCAAUACAGUGUACAUACUAUACCCUAUCUAAUGCAAUAUGUACAGGAUAUAUCUGAAAUGUAAUACUUUACUGUAUAGAAUUAUUAACAAAAGUAAUGUUUAUUGUCUUGUUGGUCCCUAUAUGGAUUAUAUAGUUCUGCUUAUUUAAAUCACAAAGCAUAAUCUGUAAGAACCUUGGAGGUUGAGUAUUUACAAAACCUUGUAAAUUCCUCUGCAUUCUGUGCAAUGAGCUUUGCUUUACUGAACAUAUUGUAUGAAAGCUGCAGUGCAGAACCUAGGCCUACUUGCUGAGUUUGUCCCGUGUGUGUGUGUGUAAUUUAGUGGUGUCUUUUUCUACCCUGACUGUUAUAUCUGACCUCCUCCUCUUUGCAGUGAGCUCAUUAGAGCAGAAGAUGGAGGGCAGAUCUCUCUGGAUUGGUUCGACAACGAUGACAGCGCCUCCCACCCCAACGCGGCCACACGGCCCACCGUCCUGCUGCUCCCAGGCCUGACCGGUACCAGCAGAGAGUCCUACAUCCUCCACAUGGUGCAGCAGAGCAGGGAUCUGGGAUAUAGGUGGGUGGUCCUGGUUACAAGUACUGGACAGUACUGCACAGUGCACAGUUUUUAUUCAUGCAGACGGUUGUUCCAUUCAACACUGUGGAUUACGCCUAUGUCUUAGCCGGUAGGACUAUUGUAAACACAGUGCACAGUCAACUCUUGCUCAUCUGUUUUAGUGCAUUGCAGUUCAAUAGUCUAAAUUCAAAUACAUUCUCUUUACAAUGAAAGUCCCAAGAUAUUGUAUAUGUUAGGAGUCGAAAACUGUCUAUGAAUGGAUCAAGGUUACUUGAGGUAAGCAGCUGCCGAAAGAGUAGGCAGAGCAGUGCAGACCUGCUUUGGAAAGAAAGAGCUGAACGUUGCACUAAGAGAUGCUGAGGGAGGCAGUUUUUUUUCUCCUCCAAAAGGCCCCUCUGUGUUCUGUGUUCCCUGUGCUCAUUCUUUCAAACAGAGGGAGGGGGGCAGAGAAGAGUGGGAGGGGGGCAGCGAGAGUGGGAGGGUGGGCAGGAAAGAAGAGUGGGAGGGGGGCAGAGAAGAGAGGGAGGGGGGUAGAGAAGAGAGGGAGGGGGGCAGAGGAAGAGAGGGGAGGAGGGCGAGAGAGAGGGAGAGGGGCAGAGAAGAUGAGCGGAGGGGGGCAGAGAAGAGAGGGAGGGGGCAAGAGAAGAGAGGGAGGGGGGCAGAGAAGAGAGGGAGAGGGGCAGAGAAGAGAGGGAGGGGGGCAGAGAAGUGAGAAGAGAGGGAGGGGCAGAGAAGAGAGGAGGGGGGCAGAGAAGGAGGGAGCAGGCGGCAGAAAGAGAGGGAGGGGGCCAGAGAGAGACGGGGAGCGGGGGCAGAGAAGAGAGGAGGGGGGCAGAGAAGAGAGGGAGGGGGGCAGAGAAGAGAGGGAGAGGGGCAGAGAAGAGAGGGAGGGGGGCAGAGAAGAGAGGGAGGGGGCAGAGAAGAGAGGGAGGGGGGCAGAGAAGAGUGGGAAGGGGCAGGCAAACGGAGCAGGGAAGGGAGGGGGGAAAGCAGGCAAACUCAGCAUCUUUCCACCCCUGCCCUCGCCCCGGCACUGUCCUGCAAGCUUAAUGAAUUACAGCUUACUGGUACAAGCUUUGCAGCUUAGCUUAGCCCAACCAGCUUUGCCUAUGCAGGAGGAAGUGAAUGUGCGUCACACCAUUCCCUGCCCUGUCCACCCCCCAACCUACAGCAUGCCCCCACCCUGCUUCUGAGUUUUCACAGCCAGUCUCUUAGAUAACAGAUGACUAGAGAGAGAUUUCUGCUACUGCUGUUCAGGUCUUAAGGACUAAUACAACAACAGAUGUGUCCCUUUCACAGGUGGUUGGUAGCACCUUAAUUGGGGAGGACGGGCUCGUGGUAUGCGUUUGAUGCCAUUCCAUUUGCUCCGUUCCAGACAUUAUUAUGAGUAGUCCUCCCCUUAGCAGCCUCCACUGGUUCUUUACAAAUUCCACCUUAUUCCCUUUUCACUGCUGUGAAGUGCAUUUGUUUAAACAUUGUUUGGUGGCAGUGUACCUGCAAAUUCUCUUACAUUUAGGAACUGAAUCAUAAUAGCUGUAUAAGCAUUAAAGUCGUGCUCCAGUCUCCUUUUCACCUCAUUUAACAAUUUGCAAUGGCAAUGCACCUGGAAGACAGUGCACCUGGAAGACAGUGCACCUGGAAGUUAGAGCAUUAUUUUGACACAUAAUGUCAAUUGGUGAAACUAGUGUCAUUUCUCAGAAAAAAUGCUAGGAAUGCAAUGCAAUGAAUGGAUUUUAAAGGGUUAAGUGCAUGUUUUUGUUGUGUUUCAGGUGUGCGGUAUUCAACAACAGAGGGGUGUCUGGCGAAACUCUCUUGGUAAGAGUCUAAUAUUCAUACAAAGUACAGUUUAAAAGGAUCAUGUUUUCAAUUCAGACAUGCAUUCAAAAACAUAACAUUUUGCAACGAUUAUAUUACUCUGUACAAUAAAAAGGUAUCUUCAUGUACAAUCAAAAGGCUGGUAGAGCACGGCGCUUGUAACGCCAGGGUAGUGGGUUCGAUCCCCGGGACCACCCAUACACAAAAAUGUAUGCAUGCAUGACUGUAAGUCGCUUUGGAUAAAAGCGUCUGCUAAAUGGCAUAUUAUUAUUAUUAUUAUUAUUAUUAUUAUUAUUAUUAUUAUCUUAAUCUACACAGAUAUGCAAACACUCACAACAUGACACAAAGGCACAGGCCCUACAUCCUUUCGGCACUCUGCUCCACAUGCCUGUGCAGAGUGCAUACUCUCCCUUGCAUUGUGAUUGGAGCUAUUCUUCAGUGUUACGUCCCCCUUCACUAUGUCACCCAGCACCCCAUAGCAUGUCUGUGUCUGUGUCACACGUGGCAUGUGUAACCUAUAGUGUGUAACCCAUAGUGUGUAACCCAUAGUGUAAUGGGCAACCCACAACGAGCCUAGUCCAGAAAGCAAUCAGACAGACAAUGUUGUCACAUAGCAGAGAUGAUGAAGUUACAGGAAGACAGAUAGAUAGUGUAUUCACGCUCUGGUCCAUAGAGUGGAAUGACCUUUCCCUGUUCUGUCUUCACCAAGGCCAACUGUAGCUCAAGGUUUAUUACAUUUACAUUUACAUUUGAGUCAUUUAGCAGACGCUCUUAUCCAGAGCGACUUACAGUUAGUGAGUACAUACAUUUUUCAUAUGAAUCUAUUCCCAUUCAUAUAUUUAGCCAACAAUUAGGUCUUUACUCUACUGUCAAUCUCCAUUGAAGCGAGGAAGGGCUAUGAUGCAAUUCAAGAAAUGCUAACUCUUUGGAAAAUGUGCAUAUGCACUGGACAAAAACUGGUUGAAUCAACGUUGUUUCCACGUCAUUUCAACCAAAGAAAUCUAUGUGAUGACGUGGGAAAUCUGAUUGGAUUUGCAGAAAGUCAUCAAGGGCAUUUUGUAUUUUUUUCACCAAACUUUUAACCUUAAUCCCAAUGACAUGAUUUCACGUUGAAUUCACAUUAGUUGACAACUCAACCAAAGGUAAAUCAAAACUAGACUUUGAACUUGUCUGUGCCCAGUGGGUAAAUUAUAUUAUGUACCAGUGUCACCCAAACAGCUCAGCCAAUCCACAAUUGGAAUAUUGUAUCAUACCAUAGUUUGUGGCCACAAUUCGUCCAAUUUCCCUUUUGAUAUCUUUGCUCUCAGAAUGAAUGAAUGGGUUGUUUUGUGUCUUGUCCUUGUUCUAUUCACAUGUGCAGUCUCAUAGACACACACACAUGCAUGCAAGCAAGAACACACACACACACACACACACCAGUUAUCUUAUUACAACAGCGACCCCAGGCCAGGGUGUCAUCUGAAAGGGAUCUUCCCAGUUGCCAAUACUGUAGUGCACACGUAGAAUUAGGAAUUAGAAUACUAGUAAUUUAGUAGGAUCUCUAUGAGUGCAUAUGUGAAGAAUGAUUACAGCUAUUGCACUACAUAACGUGGUGGUAAGAAAGGAAUUAUCCUCCUUCCACUAGCGUUGAGGAAUUGUGCUGAAGUUUUAUGCAAAUGACUACGCUUUCAUACGCCUUUGUGACUGUUUUCUCUGUGCCCAGUUGAGUGUGAAUGGCGUCCAUUGUUUGAAUAGGGCACAGUGUUAGAAUGAAUGUCCUUCUGUGUGAGAAGUGCCCUCUGCUAGGCCACAACUAGGGCUACUGGCCUAAUUCCACCCAGACCCCCCACUCACACACCACAAUAGUGUGGUAGCCCGCUCAGCUAAAGCCUAAGCAUUAGCUUUUGGAGCUAAUUCAAUUCUUCAGGUCUCGAACGCCUCGUUACUCUUAGCAUUUAGCAUACAGUACAUUUUUCAGUUGGUCCGUUUAAUUCACAUCAUAUUUCAUAGUAAUAUGUAGCGUUACUACAAUGGAUGGUUAUUGGACUUUGAACUUUGUAUUGUAGUAGAAAACUUUAUUACUGUAUCAUCAAAAGCUAAAUAGUUUCAAGCUGUUUUUAUUAUUGUUGUAACAUUACCAGUAUGGCUAAUUUCCAUACAGGAUUUACCUCGGUGUUUUACCCAAAAGGCUCAGACUUUUCUGUUUCCAUCUACGUGGGCCAGCACCCGUGUCUCAUUGGGCCAUGGCUCCGGCGGACCUGGUCUCACUUGGGGCCAAGGCCCUGGGUACUUUUCAGCUGGCAAUUACAUAACCAUGGCUAACUGUGAACUUUAACAUCUUCUCACAAAGCAACAGCCUUGAAUGAUGCAGAUGUUGUUGAUUCUGCUUUAGUGUCACACUCCUGAUGGAAACACAAUAACACUAGAGCUUCCAAUAACAUAAAACACUGGUGGCCCAUUGGUGUGGGGGUAAGUCUCAUUGGAAAAGCACCAGUAGAGUUCCUACUCCACUCAAGUCCUUUACUCAAAUGUAGGCUAUGAGGACACAGAAACUGGAUAUGACUGCUGUGAGAAAACACUCGGGCUGAACUUUGUGCAAGAAUAUUGAUGAAGAAAGAUACUGGAUCAUUUGCCCAAUGUGAUAGAAGAAUGCUUGAAUUAAUCGAUAGUGCUUGUGAUGGACAGAUGCUACAGGCCAUUAGCUGAAUAAGGCUAUCCAGCAGCAGACUUAUAGAUGCUGCAUGCUACGUCUCUGACUGCUCUUAAAUAGUAUUACAGUAUACCUCCUCCUGUGGUUGCUACUGCUCUAACUCUAAAUAGCCCUUGUCCCUGAGUCAGCCAUUUUUAAUGCCAGUGGAUAUUUUUCUACCACUCAUUCCAAUACAGCAUGAUGAAUAUACUGUAUAGCGUCAAGGAGAGUGUUUGGCCUUUAAGUCACAAGCAGUGUUUGUGCACAUGUAUGUGUGAGGAUGGGUGUGAAGGCUUGCAUGUAAUUAAUGUACAGUAUGAGUUCUCCGCACAUCUGACUAUAGAUCCCGGAACAGUGUGUGCACAUGCAGAGGUCGCAGUGAUAUUUGCAUGCCUGUGUGUGUGUGUGUGUGUGUGUGUGUGUGUGUGUGUGUUUUUUUUUUCCUCCGUACGGUCGAAAGUCAAUCUACCAACAGAAAAACUGUGCUGUAACACGAAAGGGACAUGGUACACACACACACAUACACACACACACACACACACACACACACACACACCACUCAGAGUGAACUCUUCUUAUCUUUGUGUGCUACCAGACUCCCAGAACAUACUGUGCUGCCAACACAGAGGACCUGGAGGCGGUCAUCGAACACAUCCAGAGGACAAAUGAGGACGCCCCUCUCAUGGCUGCUGGGGUCUCCAUGGGAGGGUUAGUAGGUGCCUCUUCAUGCUUUCUCACUUCAAUGGACAGUGACUAUAGCCCAAAUCCUGAGAGCUGCAUGCAUUACUCAGACUUCUGCAUAAAUCAUGUGUUGAUGUAGGCUACCGUAUUGAUGUCAACGGGCCUUCAGAAAGUAUUCAGACCCCUUGACUUUUUCCACAUUUUGUUACGUUACAGACUUAUUCUAAAAUUGAUUAAAUGUUGUUGUUUUUUUGAUCAAUCUACACACAAUACCCCAUAAUGACAAAGCAAAAACAGGUUUUUAUAAAUCUUUGCUAAUUUAUGAUAAAAUAAAAACUUAAAUAUCACAUUUACAUACACUACCGGUCAAAAGUUUUAGAACACCUACACAUGCAAUGGUUUUUCUUUAUUUUUACUAUUUUCUACAUUAUAGAAUAAUAGUGAAGACAUCAAAACUAUGAAAUAACACAUACGGAAUCAUGUAGUAACCAAAAAAGUGUUAAACAAAUCAAAAUAUAUUUUAUAUUUGAGAGUCUUCAAAUAGCCACCCUUUGCCAUGAUGACAGCUUUGCACUCUCUUGGCACAAGCUUCACCUGGAAUGCUUUUUCAACAGUCUUGAAGGAGUCCCCACAUAUGCUGAGCACUUGUUGGCUGCUUUUUCUUCACUCUGCAGUCCGACUCAUCCCAAACCAUCUCAAUUUGGUUGAGGUCGGAGGAUUGUGGAGGCCAGGUCAUCUGAUGCAGCACUCCAUCACUCUCCUUCUUGGUAAAAUAGCCAUUACACAGCCUGGAGGUGUGUUGGAUCAUUGUCCUGUUGAAAAACAAAUGAUAGUCCCACUAAGCCCAAACCAGAUGGGAUGGCAUAUCGCUGCAGAAUGCUGUGGUAGCCAUGCUGGUUAAGUGUGCCUUGAAUUCUAAAUAAAUCACAGAAAAUGUCACCAGCAAAGCACCCCCACAUCAUAACACCUCCUCCUCCAUGCUUUACAGUGGGAAAUAAACAUACGGAGAUAAUCCGUUCACCCACACCGCGUCUCACAAAGACACGGCGGUUGGAACCAAAAAUCCUCAAUUUGGACUGCAGACCAAAGGACAAAUUUCCAUCGGUGUCUAGUGUUUCUUGGCCCAAGCAAGUCUCUUCUUCUUAUUGGUGUCCUUUAGUAGUGGUUUCUUCGCAGAAAUUCGACCAUGAAGGCCUGAUUCACACAGUCUCCUCUGAACAGUUGAUGUUGAGAUGUGUCUGUUACUUGAACUCUGUGAAGCAUUUAUUUGGGCUGCAAUUUCUGAGGCUGGUAACUCUAAUGAACUUAUCCUCUGCAGCGGAGGUAACUCUGGGACUUCCAGUAAGUAUAAGCUGGAAGUAGAGGCCUAAGCAUUGUUGUUCACUAAUUUACCCCAAGUAGGGAAAGGAUGGCAGGGUUGAAAAGUAAUAAAGGGGAGUAUAUAUAUAAAAAACAUGGGGGAUUGGAAGUGAUGCAGACAAUUACAUUGAUGGAAGUUACAAUCUAUCUGCAAUAUUAAGCUAAUCUACUAAAAACUCUGGGACUUCCAUUCCUGUGGCAGUCCUCAUGAGAGCCAGUUUCAUCAUAGCGCUUAAUGGUUUUUGCCAGUGCACUUGAAGAAACGUUCAAAGUUCUUGAAAUGUUCCAUAUUGACUGACCUUCAUGUCUUAAAGUAAUGAUGGACUGUCGUUUCUUUUUGCUUAUUUGAGCUGUUCUUGCCAUAAUAUGGACUUGGUCUUUUACCAAAUAGGGCUAUCUUCUGUAUACCACCCCUACCUUGUCACAACACAACUGAUUGGCUCAAACGCAUUAAGAAGGAAAGAAAUUCCACAAAUUAACUUUUAAGAAAGCACACCUGUUAAUUGAAAUGCAUUCCAGGUGACUACCUCAUGAAGCUGGUUGAAAGAAUGCCAAGACUGUGCAAAGCUGUCAUCAAGUCAAAGGGUGGCUAUUUGAAGAAUCUCAAAUGUAUAAUAUAUUUUGAUUUGUUUAACACUUUUUUGGUUACUACAUGAUUCCAUAUGGGUUAUUUAAUAGUUUUGAUACAGUGAGGGAAAAAAGUAUUUGAUCCCCUGCUGAUUUUGUAAGUUUGCCCACUGACAAAGAAAUGAUCAGUCUAUAAUUUUAAUGGUAGGUUUAUUUGAACAGUGAGAGACAGAAUAACAACAAAAAAAUCCAGAAAAAACGCAUGUCAAAAAUGUUAAAUAUUGAUUUGCAUUUUAAUGAGGGAAAUAAGUAUUUGACCCCCUCUCAAUCAGAAAGAUUUCUGGCUCCCAGGUGUCUUUUAUACAGGUAACGAGCUGAGAUUAGGAGCACACUCUUAAAGGGAGUGCUCCUAAUCUUAGCUUGUUACCUGUAUAAAAGACACCUGUCCACAGAAGCAAUCAAUCAAUCAGAUUCCAAACUCUCCACCAUGUCCAAGACCAAAGAGCUCUCCAAGGAUGUCAGGGACAAGAUUGUAGACCUACACAAGGCUGGAAUGGGCUACAAGACCAUCGCCAAGCAGCUUGGUGAGAAGGUGACAACAGCUGGUGCGAUUAUUCGCAAAUGGAAGAAACACAAAAGAACUGUCAAUCCUCAUCGGCCUGGGGCUCCAUGCAAGAUCUCACCUUGUGGAGUUGCAAUGAUCAUGAGAAUGGUGAAGAAUCAGCCCAGAACUACACGGGAGGAUCUUGUCAAUGAUCUCAAGGCAGCUGGGACCAUAGUCACCAAGAAAACAAUUGGUAACACACUACGCCGUGAAGGACUGAAAUCCUGCAGCGCCCGCAAGGUCCCCCUGUUCAAAAAAGCACAUAUACAGGCCCGUCUGAAGUUUGCCAAUGAACAUCUGAAUGAUUCAGAGGAGAACUCGGUGAAAGUGUUGUGGUCAGAUUAAACCAAAAUUUAGCUCUUUGGCAUCAACUCAACUCGCCAUGUUUGGAGGAGGAGGAAUGCUGCCUAUGACCCCAAGAACACCAUCCCCACCGUCAAACAUGGAGGUGGAAACAUUAUGCUUUGGGGGUGUUUUUCUGCUAAGGGGACAGGACAACUUCACCGCAUCAAAGGGACGAUGGACGGCACCAUGUACCGUCAAUUCUUGGGUAAGAACCUCCUUCCCUCAGCCAGGGCAUUGAAAAUGGGUUGUGGAUGGGUAUUCCAGCAUGACAAUGACCCAAAACACACGGCCAAGGCAACAAAGGAGUGGCUCAAGAAGAAGCACAUUAAGGUCAAGGAGUGGUCUAGCCAGUCUCCAGACCUUAAUCUCAUAGAAAAUCUGUGGAGGGAGCUGAAGGUUCGAGUUGCCAAACGUCAGGCUCGAAACCUUAAUGACUUGGAGAAGAUCUGCAAAGAGGAGUGGGACAAAAUCCCUCCUGAGAUGUGUGCAAACCUGGUGGCUAACUACAAGAAACGUCUGACCUCUGUGAUUGCCAACAAGGGUUUUGCCACCAAGUACUAAGUCAUGUUUUGCAGAGGGGUCAAAUACUUAUUUCCCUCAUUAAAAUGCAAAUUAAUUCAUAACAUUUUUGACAUGCGUUUUUCUGGAUUUCUUUGUUGUUAUUCUGUCUCUCACUGUUCAAAUAAACCUACCAUUAAAAUUAUAGACUGAUCAUGUCUUUGACUCAAGGACAUUCAGAGACUUGUCCCGAAGCCACUCCUGCGUUGUCUUGGCUGUGUGCUUAGGGUCGUUGUCCUGUUGGAAGGUGAAACUUCGCCCCAGUCUGAGAUCCUGAGCACUCUGGAGCAGGUUUUCAUUAAGGAUCUCUCUGUACUUUGCUCUGUUAAUCUUUCCCUCGAUCCUAACUAGUCUCCCAGUCCCUGCCGCUGAAAAACAGCCCCACAGCAUGAUGCUGCCACCACCAUGCUUCACCGUAGGGAUGGUGCCAGGUUUCCUCCAGACGUGAUGCUUGGCAUUCAGGCCAAAGAGUUCAAUCUUGGUUUCAUCAGACCAGAUAAUCUUGUUUCUCAUGAUCUGAGAGUCUUUAGGUGCCUUUUGGCAAACUCCAAGUGGUUCCAAACUUCUUCCAUUUAAGAAUGAUGGAGGCCACUGUGUUCUUUUUUGGUACCCUUCCCCAGAUCUGUGCCUCAACACAAUCCUGUCUCGGAGCUCUACGGACAAUUCCUUCGACCUCAUGGCUUGGUUUUUGCUCUGACAUGCACUGUCAACUGUGGGACCUUAUAUAGACAGGUGUGUUCCUUUCCAAAUAAUGUCCAAUCAAUUGAAUUUACCACAGGUGAACUCCAAUCAAUUUGUAGAAACAUCUCAAGGAUGACCAAUGGAAACAAGAUGCACCUGAGCUCAAUUUCGAGUCUCAUAGCAAAGGGUCUGAAUAAUUAUGUAAAAAAGGUAUUUCUGUUUUUUAUUUUUAAUACAUUUGCAAAACCUGUUUUCGCUUUGUCAUUAUGGGGUAUUGUGUCUAGAUUGCUCAGGAUUUUUAUUUAUUUAAUACAUUUUAGAAUAAGGCUGUAAUGUAACAAAAUGUGGAAAAAUUCAAGGGGUCUGAAUACUUUCCGAAGGCACUGUACAUGUAUGUAUGGAGCAAUACUACACUAUAGUAUCACUUCACUGAACUGUGGGAGUCAGUCUAAAGAUACUACGUUUUAUGUAGAGCCUGGAAAGUACUUGUUUGUCCCAUCCAUAGGUUUGUAUUGAUAUCUAAAAAAAUUAAGUAAACGCUCACCAGCAGAAAUGGUUUCAUGGGUUGGUUAUGUAUUUUAUUUAUUUUGCAGCCUCCUCCUUUCCCCUGUCAGAAACAGCACUUUUCAUUUGAUUCAGAGAGCUCAGCCUCUCAGUAGUACUUAAACCAUGUCAAAAUAGGUAUUACAGCUAUAAUCCCCUACCUAAGUGAGGGUUUCCCCUCUCUCCUCUCCCUUCUCCCCAACCCUCUCCCCUCUCUCCCCUCUCUCCCCUCCACCGUCCUCUCCCCUUUCCCCCUACCCUCUCCCUGUCUUUCUAAUCCCAGGAUGAUGCUGGCGAACUACCUGGGGAGGAUGGGCAGGGAAACAUGUCUGAAAGGCGUGGUUGUGUUCUCGGCAGGCUGGGAUGUGUUUGAGUGCACAGCGUCGCUGGAGAAGCCUCUGGACCGCUUUCUCUUCAACUCCUACCUCACCAGCUGCCUGCAGGCGGGUGUGGACAGGUGGGUGGGGGCCGUAGGGGGCCGGACGGGCUACUGGGGGAUUUGCCUAGUUUAGAUCUUAGCUCUUAGCUGCACUGAGCUACAUUGUUUAGCUUUUAGAUGUUAGCUUUUAGCGACCCCUGAGGUUGGGCUCUAAAGGCUAACAGCUAAUAUCUCUUUCUCUUUCUCUCUCUCUCUCUCUCUCUCUCUCUCUCUCUUGGGAUAUUUUCCUAUCUCAAUCAAUCAAAUGUAUUUUAUAAAUCCCUUUUUACAUCAGCAGUUGUCACAGUGCUAAGCACUCGGUACUCUACUGUCAGACCCCAAUCAUUUCAUUAACAUUUCCAUUGGAUAUAUUGAAGCAAACCCACAUGCUUCCCUAUGUUCCCCAUUGUUGCAAACCUACUUCCCCAAGUUCCCAUUGAAGCAAACCUACUUCCUGCUUCCUCGUGUUUUUCUCUCCUCUAGACACAAAUCUGUGCUUGAGAAGAAUUACGACAUUGAUCAUGUGAUGAAGGUAAAAUGCACAACUUUUUUAAUGACCUCCUCUAAGUAAAAUCAAAGUAAAAGCAACCCAUCUGGGUCGUUCCACCAAUUUGGUGCCUUUUGAGAAGUGUAACUUCUAAUUUUAUACCUAAUUUUUACAUUCUGUCACAAAGAGCGCAUGUUCAGCUUAAUAAAAAACACAUUUCCCAUCAAAAAAAAAAUACUAUAGUAAGUGCCUAAUAAGAGCCAAAUAAAGUAAUAGGGUUGACUGUAACAGGGUUGACCGUAACAGGGUUGACCAUAACGGUUGACAAUUUCAUCUUAAAUCAGCCGUAAAUCCCCUCGUGACAGGGGAAAUGGAAGCUUGUUGUGUGCAACAGGGAGUGGCAAUUGAAUGCAAGCUUCACAAAAAAAUACUUACUAUGACUGUGAUAUGUGGUUGUUCCACCUAGCUAUCUUAAUAUGAAUGCACUAACUGAAAAGUCCCGCUGGUUAAGAGCGCCUGCUAAAUGACUAAAAUGUUUUAAAAAUAACAGGGUUGAUGUGUUAUGCUCGAACCGCUCAGUUUUCCACCACAAAACACAAGAAAAUGGCCAAAAAGAGUAGAACCAGCUCACCUGCUUUUACAUUAUGAUUUGACUAUUAGAAGUUCAAUGUUUCUUUUGAACAAAUAUUUAAAGAUAAAUAGUUUUACCAUAUUAAAAUGAGAGUUCAGUUCACGUAACAGGGUUGACCUUAAAAUGAGGGACAGACGUAAAUGAAUCGCUAAUCACAUGAAAUAAAUUAUAAUCUUCAGAAAUUACUUUGUCAAAGCAUCAAAAUAACUAAGGCUUUACAAUGAUGGUGAAAUGCUGAAUCUUAGCACUUUGGCAAGCCUUUAUUAAUAUAAAAAAUCAAGAUUUAUUGAAUUCUCCAUUUGAUCUAUAUUAAAGACCACUUCAUUUAAUAUAACAGGCUUUUAAAAUUCCAUAUUGGUGCACAAUUUCUAAUUAAAAUAUCAAAGGGAUGCAAAAGGAACUCAUUUAGUGGAAUUUCUAGUCAGGUCCUUAUGGCCCUCUUGGGCUGCUGCCAACAUUGUUGAAAGCAUAUUGUUGCCGAAUGUCACCUUAUAAUUCGACUUUAUCCCAACCCCCCUGCAGGCCAAGACCCUCCGUGAGUUUGAUGAGAGGUUCACGUCUAUAAUGUUUGGCUACCCCACCAACGAUGACUACUACCAUGAUGCCAGUCCCAUCCACAGGCUCAAGUCUGUGCAGGUUCCCAUGUUGUGUCUAAACGCUGCAGAUGACGUCUUCUCUCCCAGUCAUGGUGAGUCCACAAUCACACCACACCACCGGCCCUCCAUGUUGGUUACAUAGCCCACCACCGGCCCUCCAUUUUGGUUACAUAGCCCACCACCGGCCCUCCAUGUUGGUUACAUAGCCCACCACUGGCCCUCCAUGUUGGUUACAUAGCCCACCACUGGCCCUCCAUGUUGGUUACAUAGCCCACCACCGGCCCUCCAUGUUGGUUACAUAGCCCACCACUGGCCCUCCAUGUUGGUUACAUAGCCCACCACUGGCCCUCCAUGUUGGUUACAUAGCCCACCACUGGCCCUCCAUGUUGGUUACAUAGCUCACCACCGGCCCUCCAUGUUGGUUACAUAGGAGUUAACUAGUUUGUUGACUUCUUUUACUAAAUCAGAAGUUAUUAUCUUGGGUGACCUAAAUUAUGAUUGGGAAAUGCAAUCUAAAAUUACAUCUAUAAGACGUGUAAUGAUCCACCACCGCCCUCCAGUGGUGACUAAGCCGCUACAAACCUGGCCCACUCUAUUUGUUAAGACUUCAUUGUGAUAGAUAAGGGCUCUUCUAUCAAGUACUGGUCUUGAUUGGCUAACGGAAUACAGGCCAAUGAAAGAUAUGUGUCCUGUGUCUUACUCCGUGAGUUGAAUGAGGUUCCCCAGGGGUUUUAAGAGGCCACCCCCAAGAGGGGACACCAGAUCCAGGCCAUAAAAAAGGGGGAAAGUUGGUGGCAGUCCCAGGGUUAAAAGAUUGGAAAGGGAAGUUCUUAGAGGGAAAGUAUAAAAACCGUAAGGUUGGCUCGCCACCACGGGGCCCUUAUUUUGGUAAUGGGGGAAAAAAAAAGUGGCCCAGUUGGUUCAUAGAAUGAGCCAUUGUUACAUAGCCCAACGUUGCGCCUUUUUGGUUUAACUAAAGGCCCAGUUGGGAAUGAAAGGGGAAGGCAGGGUUAAAUGCCCCCCCGGGCAUAGGGGUUAAAUCCCCCCACGGGGGGUGCCCCUCAGGGUUAAAAGGGCUCAAGCCUCAUGUGUUCCAAGGUUAACCUAGGGUUGACCUUUAAACUAAAUGGGAAGUAUUACUGGGGACUAAAUAACGGGGUUGGGAAAAUUAAAUUCCACUUAGGUGUAUGUUUCCUUACCCAACCCCCCCUUGACAAGCCUCACCCCCAACCUUGUAAAGGGGAAAGGGAAAAGAGUCCUUGUUAAACUUUGUUGACCCUUUUCCUAAGUCCCAGGAAUAGUUUACUGGGUUUCCCCCAAAAAAGGGUGGGUUUGAUUUGUUUUUGUAGAGAACCACCAAUCUGCCUCGUGAAUCACGGGCUCAAAACCAAAUGAACGGGCACGGGGUUUUGGUGCGUUUGUGUACCUUUUCCCCGAAAAACAAUUUGGGCCCAGACUUUUUAAAAGGUGUCUUCUAAAAAUUUGGGGAAUCAAAAUAAACAACCAAAAGGGUUAAAUUUUAGUCGAAUGCCUGGUACAAUCCGGAAUCAGAAUCAGAAGAAGUAUCAGAAGUAAUUCAUAAAAGAGAUGAUGCUUGGGUCAAGGCCAGGAACACUUAGGCCCGGACUAGCAAGCUUUUAAGCAACUGAGGAAUCAUUGUGUAAGACAAAUCAGAAAGGCUAAAUCUGAUUAUUAUGUAACUGCUCUUUCGGAUUGUAAUGGGAACUCUGCAAAAUUCUGGAAAACGGUCAAAUCCCUGAAGGGUUCUACUUCCUCUUCUCUGCCACAACAAAUUAAUUCAGAUACUGGCCUCAUUACAGGAAAAAAUGGCAUCAUUGAUGCAUUUAAUCACCAUUUUAUUUCAGCGGUCUAUCUCUUUGAAAUAACUUCUAAGCCUAUUCACAAUGAUAUUGGGCUGGAUAAUGAUAGUGGAAACUUGCUGAAUGAUGAGAGAAAUUAUAGUCAAAGCUUUUCCUUUAGGCUAUUUACAGAAAAAUAAGUCCUGGAUGCUUUGUAGCAAUAGACAACAAGAAAUCCACAGGGGCCGACCAAUUGGAUCCUUAAGUGUGCAGCGCCCAUCAUUGCUGGCUCAAUAACCUACAUUUUGUAUUUAACAUUGUUAUCAGGAAAUAUUCCAAAAUAAUGGAAAUCAGGUCUUGUGCUGCCACUCCAUAAGGGCGGGGAUAGUAGUGAUCUUAAUAGUUAUUGCCCCAUUUCAAGGCUUCCUUGUCUAGCUAAGAUUCUUGAGUCCUUGGUAAAUGUACAACUUUGCUCUUUUUAACUGAGAAAUGUAUUUUUUAUGUAAACCAAUCAGGGUUUAGGCAUGGGCAUAGCACUAUUACAGCAACCACUUUAGUUGUCAAUGAUCUUGUCAAAACUUUAGACACUAAAAUGAAAUGUGCUGCUUUGUUUGUGGACCUGUCAAAAGCUUUUGAUACUUGUUAUAUUUGUUAUUAUUAUUAUUAUUAUUAUACUGUUGAUCAUGCUAUUUUAUUGAAUAAGUUGUCCUCGAUACGUCAGAGCUCUGAUGCCUGUUCAUGGUUUCAUGAUUAUCUUAGUGACUGAACUCAGGUCAUUGUGAUUGAUGGGGUUAAGUUUGAAUUUCUUGAAGUGCAUAAAUGUGUACCACAGGGGUCGAUUUUGAGACCUGUUCUCUUCACUAUUUAUAUAAACACCAUUGGUCAGUCUGUUAAAACUUCAUCUACAGUAUAUGCGGAUGAUUCUAUUAUGUAUGCUAUUGCCCCAACUGUUGAUCUGGCUGUGUCAAAACUACAGUCAGAUUUUAUCCCUUGCUGAUUUAAAACGUGUGCUUAAUAUGGGCAAAACAAAAUACAUGUUGUUUUUAAACUUUCUGAAGAAUGUUUCAGAUGUUCACUCAUUAGAUGGUUCUCCAAUUGAACGUGUUCCCGCAUAUAAAUACUUAGGCAUUUGGAUUUAUAUGGAUUUGACAUUUAAAAAACAUAGAUGAGCUGGUUAAGAAACUAAGAUUUAAAGUUGGCUUUUUCUACAGAAACAGACCGUGCCUUUCUCUAAGCAGUAGGAAGCAGAUUAUUCAGUCAACCUUUUUAUCUGUUCUUGAUUAUGGUGAUAUUAUUUAUCAAAGUGCAGCUGCUACUACUCUUAAACUUUUGGAUGCCAUCUAGCAUAGUGCCCUUCGUUUUGUUAUAGGUAACAGUUUUGAUACAGUUUUGAUACUCAUCACUGCAUCCUGUAUCAAAAGGUUGGCUGGACUUACAACCGAGCCGAAUACAACAGGUGUAGACCUUACCGUGAAAUGCUUACUUGCAAGCCCUUAACCAACAAUUCCGUUUUACUGAAUAAACAAAAGUUUAACAAGAAAAUAACAAUAACGAGGCUAUAUACAGGGGGUACCGGUACCGAGUCAAUGUGUAGGGGUACAGGUUAGUCCAGGUAAUUGAGGUAAUAUGUACAUGUAGGUAGGGAUAAAGUGAGGUAGAUCUCUACAUUAUUGCCUCUACUUCAUAAACUUCCAUCUUAUCUAACUUUGCUGUUGAAGUAUAGACACCUGAGCUGCCUAAUCUGUUCACAGGAUUGGUUAACUCUUGAGGUUCCUACGGUCUACACUGAGCUAGGAAAAUCUGCUUUUAGUCUUAAAGCACCGUAUUGCUGGAACAAAAUUCAAAAUACAUUUAAUCAUAAUGUUCUGGUGCCGUUCGGGCAGUUUAGAGUAUUGAUUGGGGACUUAUUUGUGGAGGAAUGUAACUGUUUUUCUGGGUGAUUUGUGAUGUUUUACUUGUGCUUCCCAUGACUGUGUUUUUGUAUUUUAAUGUGUGGUUACUUUUUUGGUUACUACAUGAUUCCUUAUGUGUUAUUUCAUAGUUUAGAUGUCUUCACUAUUAUUCUACAAUGUAAAAAAAUAGUAAAAAUAAAGAAAAACCCUGGAAGGAGUAGGUGUGUCCAAACUUUUGACUGGUACUGUAUAUAUGUAUAUUUAGUGUAUAAGGUGUAUAUUUGUGUUGUAUUGUGCAGGGCACAUUUGAAAAAGAGACCUUGGUCUCAAUAUGUCUUUCCUGGUAAAAUACAAAAAAAUCUAUUGUAAUGCCCUAAUCAGUGUGUAAGACAUAUACGAUUUACACUACACGGUGUACGUACGUUCAUACAGUAUUUCUGUGGGGUUUUGGAAGUAAAAUCUCCAAUCUAGUGCUUGGUGUAUGUGUCCACUGCUUGACUGAUAGAUUAUUAAGAAGUGUUUCGUCUCCUCUCCUCCUCAGCUAUUCCAGUGGAGGCGGUGAAGCAGAACCCUAACCUAGCCCUCCUCAUCACCUGCCACGGCGGCCAUAUUGGUUUCCUGGAGGGACUGUGGCCCCGACAGAGCACCUACAUGGACCGCGUGUUUAAGCAGUUUGCCAAGGCCGUCAUAGAACAGGGCGGCGACCUCAAUGACCUAUCCAGCUAGUAGGACCAGUUCUUCCCUUUCUCCUUCUCUCCCACCUUCCUUUUCUCCCUCUCUAUUUCUUUCAUUUCAUUAGUCCCGUGUAGCUCAGUUGGUAGAGCAUGGCGCUUGCAACGCCAGGGUUGUGGGUUCGAUUCCCACGGGGGACCAGUAUGAAAAAAAAUAUAUGUAUGCACUCAAUAACUGUAAUUCGCUCUGGAUAAGAGCGUCUGCUAAAUAACUAAAAUGUAAAUUUCUUUCCUCCUCCCCACAGUCCUUGUACCCAACCCCCCCCCCCCCCACCCACUACAAGCAAAAAAAACUUUUUUUAUUUUGAAGGGCACAUCCUGUCGCAACACAACAUUCGUCCGUCCACUCAUGUAUUCCUUCAAAAGUUCAUUAAUUCAAUGUAUGUAGCCAUGAAUUCAUAUCAUGCUUAUUCGAAAAAGAUGAGUAUGUUCACAUUAGUACAUUAGUAUGUUCGAAUAUGAAUAAUUUCAGCUGUCUCUCUCCAUCCGUCAGUGUUCUCAACAACAACUCUUGUAUCAAUAGGAUUUUAGUCCUCAGGGAUUUUUUUUUUUUACAUAGUAUCUGUCUGUCUGUCUGUCUGUCAAAG
Messenger RNA from Coregonus sp. 'balchen', 22626 nucleotides. The record is from the annotation of a GenBank genome assembly. NCBI's taxonomy places the organism in Eukaryota, Metazoa, Chordata, Actinopteri, Salmoniformes, Salmonidae.